CCCGAAGGUACCCCAUAAACAAGGUGAGCAGUUUUACUAGACUCCCAGAAAAGUAGUAUUAAUAGUAGAGGUAAAACGAGAACUUCAUAACUAAUCACGUGAUGUGUACGUGCAGAGAUUUUUGAAGGGUUUAAGCACUUUCUCCUAUACUUCAAAGACUCUUCACUCAACCGACUUUCAUAGCUUUCAUUCUACUCCCAUGGCUAUGGCUGUACCAUAAUCAUCAUCAAACACACACACCCUCAACACCCAACGCCCUCCAAAAUCCAAACCCGAAACCAGCAAAAUGAAAUCCCUUUUUCCAAGACCCAUUUUCACAAUAUUACUCUUCACUAAUACUUCAAAAUCAAGAACCUUUUUUCAAAUCUCCCAUUUCAGUACAAAUUUUCAAAAUCAAGUUCAGUUUUCGUACCCGAGUCGGCGGCACGAAGAAGAGAUCCGUAAUGUGAAGGUAUCAGUAUGGUGGGAUUUUGAGAAUUGUGCUCCUCCAGCUGGUGUUAAUGUUUUCAAGAUUGCACAGAGUAUUACUGCUGCUAUUAGAGCUAAUGGAAUUAAGGGUCCUAUACAGAUAACUGCUUUUGGUGAUGUAAUGCAGCUGUCUAGGAUUAAUCAAGAAGCGCUUUCUUCUACGGGGAUUAAUCUUGCUCAUAUUCCUAAUGGUGGAAAGAACAGUGCUGACAGAUCUCUCCUUGUUGAUCUGAUGUAUUGGGUUUCUCAAAAUCCUCCACCAGCACACCUCUUACUUAUUUCAGGUGACAGGGAUUUUGCUGGAGUAUUACACAGGCUAAGAAUGAACAACUACAACAUUCUGCUAGCCAGUCCAGAAAGUGCUCCCAGUGUUCUUUGCAGUGCAGCUAGUAUCAUGUGGCAAUGGAAUGCGUUACUGAAGGGUGAAAACCUUACAGGAAAGCAUUUUAACCAGCCUCCAGAUGGUCCUUAUGGUUCUUGGUAUGGCCACUACAAAGCACCUCUUGAUGACCCUUUUGCAGUUACGGGACAACCCACAAAUCUUCGCACUAAGGAAGUGUCCGAAGCUGUUUCGGAACAACAAUUGCGGCCCAUUCCGAAGUCGAUAGGGAGGCAUAUCCGCAAUUUCUUAAAUUUGUACCCCAAAGGAGUUUCUAUUACAGCACUUCGCGCAGAAUUAGUAAGAAGUAAUUUGAAUAUAGACAGAGAUUAUUAUGGAUAUAAGAAGUUCUCUCGUUUUCUUUUAGCCAUGCCAAAUGUUUUAAAGCUCCACUGUGGAAGUGAUGGGAAUUGUUUGGUACGGAGGGUCAAUCCUAAAGUUCCUGAACAAAGUGACAAUUCAGGCAUAAAUGCAGAGCCUGAAACUAAUGGAGAGGCAGAAUUUGGUGGGACAAGCAAUUGUAUGGAGGACAAGUCUGAGAAGCCAUUGCUACCUCAAUCAUCUGAACAAAAAGUGACAACAUCUUUAAGAAAAUUGCAGGGACCCCAGAGAGUACAAGAGGUAUCUACAGAAGUUAACCAGUCCCCACCUGAGAAUGUGGUUGCUAAAGCAAGUGAGGGUCAAUUGCAGACUGCAGAGCAGCAUGGUUCUGCAACUGAAAUGGCCUUUUUAAAAAGGUUUUGGAAAAGGUGGUUUGGGAACAAGGAGACUGCUUCAGGGGAAAUGAUCUCAAAUGUAAAUUCAAAAACUGCAGAAAAAGAUGUAGAAUUAAAGAGUAAUUCUGAGCAAUCGGAGGGUUCCCCUUCUUUUGCUUCUGGUAAAGACACCAGUUCAAAAGAUUUAUCCCAUAAGCAUUCGGAGGACACAGUACAGAAGCGUAGCCAGGAGUCCAACCUUCUUAACCAGAUUAAGAACUGGUGUAGAUCUUGGAGAAGCUCCAAUAUCUCGGAUGAAUCAGGCUUCAAAUCCCACGAAGAAUCCAAGAAGUUAGAACUUUGUCCUGGGACAGAGGAACUAUUUUCAAGGGAAUCCUUUUGUAGAGAAUUCGGAUCAUUCUUACUUUCAAGCCAUGGUUCCGUGCUUGUCUUGCAAUCAAGAACUAGGGCCAAGAUGGCACAGAAUCUCCGACAAGAAGGUCCUUCGUUUCUAAGUUCUCUUAGUGAAGAUGAUGCUCUUUUGCUGGUAGACUUGCUAAUCUCAGAUAAGAAAUGGGUGGACGAAUGUCUUUCCCGAACCUUCCCUUACAAACUCUCUCAGCAAGCUAUCAGAGCUUCAAUGAAAAGUAAUUCUUCCAAUUUGAAUGGGUUGAGUUCUGUGUUUAGGAAUACAAAGGAUACAUCUAAUUUGCAAAGCUCACAGAAACUUGAUGGCAAGAGAAGACACCAAAACCCCCCUCACACUGGAGUUUCUCGGCCGGUCAUUCAGGACAGUUGUUCCGGUGAGUCUAGAAAUGAGGUGCUUAUUGACUGUCAGAAGCUGGUGGAUGACAUUGUAAAGCAAUAUCCAGAAGGAUUCAGCAUCAAAUUGUUCAGGUCUCUAUUCCAAGAAAGGUAUGGUUACUUGCUGGAUGUAAAUAAGCUUGGCUACACGAAGUUAAGUAAUCUUCUUCAGAUAAUGCCUGGGAUAAAAAUAGAGUCUACUUAUAUUCUUCCCUCUAUUAAAGUCCCAAAAAGUCCAGGUCUAAAAACAGACGACCCGUCUGAUCAAGAAAGUGGUCUCAGUGGCACUGAAACCAAUUUAGAUAGCGAAUCAUCGAGUUUGCCUGGGAAAGAGAACGACUUUGAUUCCCGUUGGGAGGAACUUGGUCCAGUGGCUAAGUCAGGCCCCUCCGAGAAUAUAAUAAAAUUGGAGUCUGAUGGAGAAGCCAAAGAUGAAUCAAGUGAAUUAACACAUGGCAACUAUGAAGCCCCAUUGGAUCGUGAUUUCUCUGAUUCCGAUGAGGACACCUCAUCUUCCAAAAAACCGGACAAUGAGAAGUCGAAAGUGAAGGAUGAAAAUAGCUCAUUGUUACAGAUUCUUGAUUCAUGGUACGGUAGAAAGGAUGGCUCAGAAAAUGUUGAUGGCAUGGUAGAAUCUCCGACUGAUGGUUCAAAAUUACUAGAUACUUCUUUAUCAGUUGACCAAAUGGAGAAGCCUCCCACUGGGAGAAGACAGAAGACUUAUUCAUUUGUGACAGAUCAACCCGGGGACACCAAGGAUAAGUUUAUUGAUGAUAUAUUGGGUAACCUAAAGAAGUCAGGUGCGAGGUCAAUUGAGACGAGGGUGUAGGUCUGAUUGUUGUGAAUACCAUUGGUGGUCUGGCUUAGGGCAGCCUGGUACACUAAAACUUUCGCUAUGCACGGGGUCCGUUGAAGGGCCGGACCACAAGGGUCUAUUAUAUGCCGUAUUACAUUACAUCAAUUUAUAGGAUAGGUAGUUAGCAAAUAGCACACAUAUUGUGCCACGCAUUGCUAUCAUUUUGUUAUUUAUCUUGGAUUCUAAUAGGCUAGUACAUCAGUGAAUUUUAGAGUAGAGAGGUUUUUGUUCUUCUCUACUCCUAUUUACUAUGUUUUGUUAGGUCUUGCAUUGGUGAUACCACUAUUAGAUUCACAUAUUGCUAGUGUUGGAUUUUUAUGUUACCAACACCAUUAAGGAUAAUUUGAUAAGAUGCUAAAAAAUAGUAGUUGCAUAACUUAUCCCA
Molecule: messenger RNA, 3587 nt
Organism: Capsicum annuum
Lineage: Eukaryota; Viridiplantae; Streptophyta; Magnoliopsida; Solanales; Solanaceae
Product: meiosis regulator and mRNA stability factor 1
Exons: 3
Coding region: 287-3175 (962 amino acids)
Biological process (GO): regulation of gene expression
Cellular component (GO): peroxisome
Molecular function (GO): RNA nuclease activity
Source: RefSeq, a predicted model, not a curated record